Molecule: messenger RNA, 681 nt
Organism: Drosophila busckii
Lineage: Eukaryota; Metazoa; Arthropoda; Insecta; Diptera; Drosophilidae
Product: homeobox protein ceh-30
Exons: 3
Coding region: 1-645 (214 amino acids)
Biological process (GO): regulation of DNA-templated transcription
Molecular function (GO): DNA-binding transcription factor activity, RNA polymerase II-specific; DNA binding
Source: RefSeq, a predicted model, not a curated record
AUGCUCAUUGCUGGCAUGGAUGCUUAUGCACACCAUGGCAUCUGGGGCAGUAGCGAUACCAACGCAAGCGUUGGGGAAAAACCAUCACAAGUUAUUUGCACAUCAUCAGGACAGCAUCUACAUUUAUUACAAAAUAUAAAUUCCAAUGGAACAGACCUAUUGCACAACCACAACCCUUUUACCACAACGUUUCCAUCACCAGCAUCCCAUUUUGAAUGUCCACCUAAAAUGAUAAUGCCUCAUUAUCUGCAUCAUUUAAUCAGUAUUCAAGGAAAACGGUAUAGAAAACAGGGCAUUGAUAGAAAGCCCAGACAAGCGUAUAGCGCUAAGCAAUUGGAACGGCUUGAGAAUGAGUUUAAAGUUGACAAGUACCUGAGUGUAAGCAAGCGUAUGGAACUCUCAAAAAGCCUUUUAUUAACUGAAGUGCAAGUAAAAACUUGGUUUCAAAACCGAAGAACGAAGUGGAAAAAGCAACUAACGUCACGGAUUAAAAUAGCUCAAAGGCAGGGCUUAUAUAAAUGCGGAAUGUACCUCUCGGAGAUAUCAACAAGUACAACAAACUUCUCCACAUAUACAAAUUUGUAUCCCACAUUUUAUACAAACCCUCAUAACAGCUUUCUGAAACCUUUUCAGUUUAAUAGUUAGCCAUCAAAUGAAGAAAUAAAUCGAAAAAUCUCAAAA